AUCUUCAAUUAGCAUUCUUUGCAUUUCUGUGCUACCGUCUUCAGUCUCUGUGUUAAACUCGAAUAUUUAAUGGUUAAAUAGCAGUGAGAAAACACUUCAAUGACGGAUCCACGGAUUUCUAUACUAGUGUUCAGUUUGGUACUAAGCUCAGUUUUCGGUGAAAUUUUGCCAAAUUUCGGUGAUGUUGAGACAAAGUUUGUUGACUACAUUGAGCAAUUCAAUAAGUCUUAUCGCUUCGACGUUGACGAAUAUCGCAGAAGGUUCAUUACGUUUCAGACAUCAUUGGAAGUGAUCAAAUCGAUGAAUACGCUUCGAACGCACGAAGAUUCCGCCCGAUUUGGACUAACUGAAUACUCGGACAUGACCCAUGCGGAGUUUGUGGCAGCUAAACUGAAUCGAAAUUCAAUAAAAGCGAGAACUGACCGUCGAUCUAAUUCUAUUAUCAAGGAAACACGGGAUGAUUGGAAGUCACCGAUGUCACAGAAUAUAAUACGUUAUGCGAGGGCUGCUUCGGAUGUGGAUGAUCUGCCAAGGAAAGUCGAUUGGAGAGAACACGGUGUCGUAUCGAGAGUACGAAAUCAAGGUUUGUGCGGCGCUUGUUGGGCACACAGUGUUAUCGAAACAGUGGAGUCAAUGGCAGCGAUCGAAAGUAAUUCGUCGGUCAUUGAAUUAAGUGUUCAACAGAUGGUCGACUGUGCCGAAAACAAUAAUAAUGGUUGCCAGGGUGGAGACACCUGUAAUGUCCUCGAAUGGCUUGUACAGAAGAACAUCAGCAUUCAGACUAUGAAAGAAUAUCCAACGAACAACAAUAGUGGUCAUUGCAAAAUGGGAGAGUUUACGAAUGGGUCGCAGUCCGUUCAUGUCACUAAGUUUACGUGUGAACGUUAUGUCGGACAAGAGCAAAAAGUACUGUUCCAUCUCGCCAACGAUGGUCCAGUCGUUGCAGCGGUUAAUGGUCUUCUGUGGCAGAAUUACCUAGGCGGAAUCAUUCAGUUCCACUGUGACGGGUCAACGACUAGUUUGAACCAUGCAGUACAGAUCGUUGGCUAUGACUUGGAAGCUGACAUUCCGUAUUACAUUGUUAGAAAUUCGUGGGGAAAACGGUUCGGUAAUGACGGUUAUUUGAAGGUACAGAUUGGCGGUAAUGUAUGUGGCAUAGCCAAUCAAGUAUCAACGUUAGGAGUUGACAAUGGUCUGCGAGUUUAGCGUAUACAUAAAUAAAAUGGCUAGA
Messenger RNA from Bradysia coprophila, 1231 nucleotides. Its product is annotated as cathepsin O-like. Lineage: Eukaryota; Metazoa; Arthropoda; Insecta; Diptera; Sciaridae. Gene Ontology annotation, molecular function: cysteine-type peptidase activity. Gene Ontology annotation, biological process: proteolysis. The record is from RefSeq and is a predicted model, not a curated record.